CGGCGGCAGCAGUAAGAGGGAGCGAGGGUAGAGCGCGGUGGAGCGUCAUGGCCUCUCCGCGCCGCCGCCGCCGCUGAGCCGGGCCGCGCCGCCAUGGAGCAGUGCGUGACGGUGGAGCGGGAGCUGGAGAAGGUGCUGCACAAGUUCUCGGGCUACGGGCAGCUGUGCGAGCGCGGCCUGGAGGACCUCAUCCACUACGCCGCCGGCCUCAAGAGGGACCUCCUGCACCGACACGGCCAAGAUGGCGAAUUAUCAGGGACACUUUCACUUGUUUUGACCCAGUGCUGUAAAAGAAUAAAGGAUACAGUCCAGAAAUUGGCUUCCGACCACAAAGACAUCCACAGCAGUGUUUCUCGGGUGGGAAAAGCUAUUGAUAAGAACUUUGACUCCGACAUUAGCAGCGUGGCGAUAGACGGCUGCUGGCAGGCCGACAGCCAGAGAAUUCUCAAUGAGGUGAUGGUAGAGCACUUUUUCCGACAAGGAAUGCUGGAUGUAGCGGAGGAGCUUUGUCAGGAAUCGGGUCUUUCAAUAGACCCAAGCCAGAAAGAGCCAUUUGUGGAGUUAAACCGAAUACUGGAAGCAUUAAAAGUCAGAGUUCUGAGACCUGCUUUGGAGUGGGCGGUAUCGAACCGAGAAAUGCUCAUGGCCCAGAACAGUUCCUUGGAGUUUAAGUUACACAGACUGUAUUUUAUUAGCUUAUUAAUGGGCGGAACCACCAAUCAACGGGAGGCCCUACAGUAUGCGAAAAAUUUUCAACCAUUUGCCCUGAACCACCAGAAAGAUAUCCAGGUUUUGAUGGGGAGCCUCGUGUACUUGAGACAGGGGAUCGAGAACUCACCGUACGUCCACCUGCUGGACGCCAACCAGUGGGCUGACAUCUGCGACAUCUUCACCAGGGACGCCUGUGCACUCUUGGGACUUUCGGUGGAAUCUCCACUCAGCGUCAGUUUCUCAGCCGGUUGUGUCGCGCUUCCAGCUUUGAUAAAUAUCAAGGCCGUGAUCGAACAGAGGCAGUGCACGGGCGUAUGGAAUCAGAAAGAUGAAUUACCGAUUGAAGUGGACCUCGGUAGAAAGUGCUGGUAUCACUCUAUAUUCGCCUGUCCCAUUCUUCGUCAACAAACAACAGAUAAUAAUCCUCCUAUGAAACUGGUCUGUGGUCAUAUAAUAUCAAGAGAUGCGCUAAAUAAAAUGUUUAAUGGUAGCAAAUUAAAAUGUCCCUACUGUCCGAUGGAGCAGAGUCCCGGAGACGCCAAACAGAUAUUUUUCUGAAGAGAUGACUUCAUUAUGCAGUUUGUAAGUGACACACUGAAUUGCGGGUGCAUUUCAGGAUGGUAGAAAGUACUUGUUCCAUUUUAUGCAGCAAGACGGAGGACUCCUGCGUUCGUAUAAGCUGUUGCUGCGGAAACUUUGCCAACAUUUUAGUAGAUACACACCGAAUGGAAAUGCUCCAGAAUUAAUCUUACCAUAGGGCUUUACUAUACUCUUGGUCUUCAUUUCUGAUCAAGUAAACACACCAGCAGUUGUCAUUCAAUGCAGGUUUUUGUACUUAAUUAUAUGGUGACUUUUUUUUUUUACUUUUUAAGAGCAGAAACAAAAAAAAAAUCACCCCCAUAUGUUUAAUAAUAUUUCUCCUGCUUUUAUUCUGUUAUCCUCUUUGAGAAUUGUCACCUUUGCAAAAUGUUUGUGACAGUUUUAUUUCCUGUUAAUGUGUACAUAAUUAAAAGAAGAUACUUUGGAAAAAAGUUUCAUAAAUCGAAUAAUGAUCAUAAAGCUAAUCUGUUUUUUUUUUUUUUUGCCAAAAGACAAAAAAAAAGGUGUGGGUUUGCUUCCCAGGAUUCUCCCCUGCCGUUUCUGACCUUUCCGUUGACACAAGUACGCAUGCAUAUCUCUCGAUGCCAGUCCCCAAAGGCUAGCCAUUCAAAUUCCAUCACUAGCUGGUGUGAGAGUGGGUAAUUUUUCUGCUGGAACAGAGUGGUGAAGGUGUUCCUCAGCUUCCUUACUUUCAUUUCCAAGAGGUGUUUUCGUUUUACGAGAUGCUUUCAAUAAAAUGGAAUUCUGAGGGAGGAGUGUUCUUCACUGAAUGCCAUUUGUUCGCCUGGCUCGGUAACCUCACUCUCCAAACUUUUUGUCCUCAGAACGGGGCUAUCGGUGACAUUUUAGUGUCUGAACAACAGCGUGCUGCGUGUGCACCAGCACCAAACUGUUGAAUUCAUUUUUAAAUUGGAAUGGAGGAUGCCUCUUUCAGGCCGAUGGUGCCGUCGCGCGAGACUAUAUCAGUUUAAACCCUGCGACUAAAAGCUAGCGUUCUGUAGCUCGGAAUAAACUCGCUUAUCGCCUUUUGUGUUUUAAUAGUAAAGUGUUGCGUGCAAUGCCUCUCCUCUGCAAAAGUGUGCUUUCCCGUCGACUCUGAAUUUGUGCAUCGUUUUGGUUGUUACAGGUUUACAGCAGAUAAAUCUUUUCUCACGAGAUCUUUUAUUUCACUGCCCAAAAGAAGCCUCGUGACAUGCAGAGCUAACUUUAAAAACCUCUUUCCAUAUCGUGAAAUUACCCGGUGAAGUGUAAGCGUGGUGAAAAGUUAUUUUGAUGUAUGAUCAAGAAGAUUGUCAUUGGGAAAGUGACAUUUCACAACCUUAUUUCCUCUAAGAACUGGACUUGGCCAUGAAAAUUAUCGAGAAGUGAAAAGAGAAGAAAAUAUGCAAUUUAAAGAGGAUUUGGGAUUUAAAUAAUUUAAAAAAACUUACCCAGUAUUAAAUUUUGGGUGGUUUUUUUAUAUUUAUGUGUUUGGUUUUUUUUAAAUCUAAUUUUGUGUGCAGCCUAAGAUACCAAGUAUUUGGUUUUAUAACCAGGGAAACCAUCACUGGUAAACUUGGCCACGAUGUUUUCUAUCUUCAUAAUAUUUUACUUGGAUUGGCUUGCUAUUUGAGUAUAAAGAGAAGGGUAUUGGAGAACAAGAAUCCACCUUAAUCUUGUAUUUUUUUUGGGGGGGUCUUGCUUUAUGUUGAAGGGGCCUGUAUAUGAUUAAUUAUGCAUAUGAUGGUCAAUCAAUCAGUGGUAUUGAGCGCUUACUGUGUGGAGAGCACUGCAUUAAGUGCUUGGGAGAGUACAAGACACAAGUGGUUAGGCGUUCCCUGCCCACCACAAGGUUACAGUCUUGAGGCCUAGUGGUUCUAAAUCUAUGCCCACUCUAAGUAGCAGAUGAAAAUUUUUUGGAAUUGGUUUAAUUUGGUUUAAUAGGAACUUAAGUGUCCUCAGAACCACUGCCCUCCUCCUCCCCACCCCACCCCACUUUCUACCUAUAUCUCCUUCACAGUUGGGUCUUUCCAAUGCCAUUCUCCCCCUUGAUGGAAGAAAUCGGGAGAGAGGGAGACUCGAGGCAGCAAAAAGGGCCUCUCUGAGACAGAAUGAAAAUCUCCACCUUUAUCUUUUAUAACUUAAAUCCAAAGGCUUUUUUUUUGUGGUGAAUUUUUUAAAAAAACAUUUAGGCACCUUCUUGUCAUCUUCUGUUUCUCCUUCCCAAACAUACCCAGAAAAGAACUUACGCAACACAUUUUGACUCCAUGUGAAAUUGGAAAAGUCCCGAUCCAGAGGCUCCAGUAGAAACCUGAGGAAUUGGGAUUCCGUGUCUGUAAAUUUUUCUGACAGUGAGCAUGGUGCUGUCUACACCUACAGAAACCAGAAUCGUGGGAGAAACUCGCGGCCGCGCAGCUCAUGAAAACUUGUUGGGGGAAGCAAAACAAAAAAAAAAAGGUCAUAAACUACUUUACCGAAGCAUUUGGGCUGAAGAUUUCCCAGGCAAGAGCGGGAACCCUUUCAAACCUUUUGGAGGAUGCAAAACUGGAAUUGAAAAGUGUGCAUCCUCUAUGACUUGGGUUAGCAUAGGUGAAUGAAGGCAUCAGCCGAGAUAAGGGGAGAUAAAUUUAAGGAAACAGAGGCAACUCUUUUGUAUAAGGUAACCAAAGAAGAUGAAAUGCAGGAGCGAAGGCCUUCUGAUUCGUGGCACUUCACAAGUCGCGUGGUAGGGCCGAACAGUCGCAGACGCGGUGUCCGUGAGGAGAAUGUGUGCCUUUCUGCCUUCUGCUCUGUAAAAAUGGCGAUCACUUCUGAAAGGAAUUUUUCUCAUAAAGCGUGGGUUCUUCAGAUGCAGGUGAAUUGCCGGGAUAGCGAAGUGGGAAUUCAAACCAGAAUUGCAGAUCGGAUUCGAAAACUGCUUCAGUUCUCGAACUCUCUCCAGUUCUUUCUUUAAGGACUAGAACGCCAGGACUUUGCCAGACCAAGUGUCCUGCCUAACCCUCAGACUCCCCAGAGUUACUCGGACACGAGUACCAUCUUUGGGGAGGGCUCGAGGGGUCAUGGUCAUCUUCACCGUUUUCAGUUUUCUCUCAUGUGCUCUCCGUUUACGGUGGCCAUUUCUCUCUCGCGCGCUCUUUUUUUAUGGUGAUUAUCAGUUACUUUUAAAAGUCAAAAGAUGUGUAACAUAUAAAUGGACGGGUAUUGGUGCCUCUGGUUUCCCAAGAGCCACCUCACAUUCAUAGGGUGUGUGAGUAUUCAAGCGUGUGCGUGGGUGCAUGUGUAUUUAAUUGAAAAUAUGAUGAUGGAGGAAAAAAGCUUUUGUUUUUUGAUUACAUAUAGCAGCUCUAUACAGUAACACUAAGACCCAUCCAGCAGAAUAUGGGAAGGACUUAUGUUCCUUUCUCCAUAAGUUCAAGUCUGGCUUUGUGGCAUUCUUUGUGUGUGCGUGCGUGUGGGUGUGUGUUCUAACUCCCCAUGGAGUAUAUGCAUCUAAGCUAAAACGGGAAUUCUUCCAAGCUAGGAAGGUUCUGUAGACCCUCGUGAGAUCAGGUGCCGGUAGAAAUAAUUCCGGGAGUCCCUUGGGUUUCCGAAUGAAGCAUAGGCUCAGUGGUUUGUCUGUUCAGCAAGACUCAGGUUAUAUUCAGUGGGGGACGUUUGACCGAUGUGAGGAGUGGUCGAGGGUGAAAAACACCAACCAAAUUUAUCUUCCACCUCUCUCGGCGGGUGGCGACUACAGCCGCAGAGGGAUGCUACGUUUCUCGAGAGAAUGGGGCGAGGAAUCUACCUUCCUGUUCUGGUGCUAAGCCCAUCCGGGACGGGUUCUGCGUGGUGCAGAAGUGUCCGGCGAAAGCAAGAGCAGUUGGUUCGGGACUGUGAUCGAGUAGAAAUCAUCGAUAGGUAGAAUUUCAAAUGGCCACCCACUUCUGCCAGAAGCGAUGUUUUCACUGCCGAUUGUGGCGGGGUCAUUGCUAGGGGACGCGGGAGAGUUUGGCUUUUGGCCUCAGCCUGUCGGGAGACAGGAUGCCGAAUGGGUCGGGUGCCAGCUUUAGGGUGCGGACCCCACGACCCCCUCCUUGCCCCCGGCGUCUUAGAACUUGGGUGUGUUUCAAUAGCAAGGAAGUCACUUCCCUUAGAGUUUCAUUUUUGAGAUUUUUACUCCGAACAGGAGAGAGACCGAAGGACCUUACGUUCUUUUGGGGACCUUUACCCCCUUAGGCUCCAGCUACAGCAGGAGUAAAGUUUAUUCCCGGCCAGAAAGGAAAGGAAAACCAAACGGGUUGUUCAGCGAUGGUUUUUUGGGCCUUCGGUUGCCGCCAGUUGCAAAUCCCACACUGGAAAAAGCGAACAUUUGAACCUUUCGUUUUAAAUCGUUUUCCCCGAGUCGGGUCCCAGCAACUGAUUCUCUCCUUUAGGAUGGUGUGAGUGGAAGGUGACAUAUGGGAGUGUGUGCCUGUGUCUAAGCAUGUCUGGCUGUUCACGCAUGCAUAUAUGCAUGUUUGAAAUGCAGAGGUGAAAAAUCUCCAUAUUCAUGUCCACAGGGAGGAUCAGGUCUUUUUUUUUUUUAAUGUGUCGUUUGCUCAUGACUGUAAACAGUAGAUUUUUUGUUUCAUUUUUUUUUUUUUGAAUUUACACAAGGUCAGCAAAUCACUUUCUUCAGAUGGCUCAGGAUUGUAUUUCUUUGGCUUACUAUGUGCUGUAGGGUUCUAUAGUAUUUCUAUAAUUCUGUAACAAAAAUAGUGUUGCACUGUAAUGUAUCAUAUAGAGCUAUAUGUAUGAAAUCUGAUCCGUUUUUUAAAAAUAUAUGUAUCCUGUUUGCAAAGGCACAAUAAAGUUGCAUCUUAGAGACUAUAGGCAAUAAGGCUAACAAUAAACAUUAUUUAACACAUCAACCAUGAAAUAAUCUCUGUCCGUUUUGAUUUUGAAAAAAAACUUUAGCCGAGAUCUUGAGUGGCUUCAGGGACUUGAUUUUCACUUUUUUUUAAAAAUUAAUUCCAAUGAAAGCUAUUUAUAAACUUCAUAUUCUAAUGGUAUAUUAUGCAGUCGGGAAACAAUGUGCAAAAAUGCUGUGUCAAUGUGUGUUAAUUCAUAUGUAAAACACAAGGUUUCUCUUUGUAUAUAUAUUUAAAAAAAAAAUUAAAGAACUGCACAUUUUA
Molecule: messenger RNA, 6443 nt
Organism: Ornithorhynchus anatinus (platypus)
Lineage: Eukaryota; Metazoa; Chordata; Mammalia; Monotremata; Ornithorhynchidae
Gene: RMND5A
Product: required for meiotic nuclear division 5 homolog A
Exons: 9
Coding region: 94-1269 (391 amino acids)
Biological process (GO): proteasome-mediated ubiquitin-dependent protein catabolic process
Cellular component (GO): GID complex; cytoplasm; nucleus
Molecular function (GO): ubiquitin protein ligase activity; protein binding
Source: RefSeq, a predicted model, not a curated record